AUGGUGGUGCAAAAGUUUAAGAAGGAUGGUACUUCAAAUGUCAUCAAUCACGAUUUGGAUUUGAGGUUUUUCAUUCACUACUGCAGCUCACAAGGGAUUGACUUGUUGAAGUUUGAAAUCCAGUUAAGGACUUGUGUUGAUUCUAUCUCUUCAUCAUCUUCUUCUGCUCGUGCUCCUGCAUCUUCGUCAUCAUCAAGUUGUAUUUCAAGUGAUGAGGUAGUUGUUGUGGAAGAUGUCAUUGAUGACGCGUGUUUGAUCAAAAAGGUACCGAAGAAGUCUGAUGCUUGGGUCAACAUCUUAACUGGAGUAGGGAAAUUGUUUGAAGGUGGUAUCGUUGAAGUUAAUAACUGUGUUAAAAAUUUAGCUUGUUCUGAUCCAUCAAAAGUUAGGAUGAGAAAAUCGUUUAUGAAGAAUAUCUUAGCAGAUGAUUUACGAGCAUCGAAGAAGAAGAAGACUGCUUCUGAUGUUAUAGAUUUAUUCCGCAUGAAAUAUGGAGUUGACCUCACGUAUAGUCAGGCAUACCAUGGUUUACAAUUCACCAAUGUGACGCGUCAGUUUAAAAAGUUUUUCGUUUCUUUUGAAGCUUCCAUAACUGGUUUCAACAAUUACUGUCGUCCAAUGCUAUUUAUCGAUUGCACGUUUCUCACCGGGAAGUUCAAAGGUGGUCUUAUGGUUGCUUGCGGCAAAACUGGUAGCCAAGAGAUCUAUCCAGUUGCAUUUGGAAUUGUUCCUUAUGAAAAUUGUGAGAGUUGGCAAUGGUUAUUAACCAAUUUGAAGGGGCAAGAGCAGACAAACUGCAGUCAAGUUAUUCGAUCAGUGUUCACUGCAUUAACAAAGGAAAAUUUUUAUGCUGCUGCGAAGAGUAUGAGUAAUCUAAAGUUGGAUUCAGUGGUUGCUUGGAUGAUGAAGAUUCCAUUUGAGAAAUGGGCUGCUCAUGCAUUUCCAAGAGAGAGGUGGGGUGAGAACACUUCUAGUAUUGCUGAGAGUUUUAAUAAUGUUAUUAAGCAUGAUAAGCCGCUUCCAGCACUUGAGCUUGUCGAUGUUAUUCGUGCUAAGGUAAUGGAGCAGAAUUACAAGAGGUUAUUGGAGUCUAACAAGUGGACUAUAGUGCUUACUCCACGUAUGCAAGCGAGGUUUAACAAGAGGAUAAGCGACUGCCAUUCAUAA
This is a messenger RNA of Papaver somniferum (opium poppy), 1167 nucleotides long. RefSeq lists its product as uncharacterized. Bases 1 to 1167 code for a protein of 388 amino acids. The record is from RefSeq and is a predicted model, not a curated record. NCBI's taxonomy places the organism in Eukaryota, Viridiplantae, Streptophyta, Magnoliopsida, Ranunculales, Papaveraceae. The transcript is spliced from 6 exons.